Messenger RNA from Aptenodytes forsteri (emperor penguin), 1790 nucleotides. It is a transcript of the gene PLEKHO1, whose product is annotated as pleckstrin homology domain containing O1. Gene Ontology annotation, biological process: regulation of myoblast fusion. The coding region runs from base 294 to 1583 and encodes 429 amino acids. The record is from RefSeq and is a predicted model, not a curated record. The transcript is spliced from 6 exons. Gene Ontology annotation, cellular component: ruffle membrane; muscle cell projection membrane. Lineage: Eukaryota; Metazoa; Chordata; Aves; Sphenisciformes; Spheniscidae.
GAGCUCGGGAGCCCAGGCCAGCCCAGUGCAAGCCCACGAGAGCUCAGUGAUGGUGGUGGUGGUGCCGGUUGGUGGGGGGGGAUGCUGUGUCUGUAUGGCUAAGGAUGUAUUACAGAGGCGGGCUGGUCUUAAUGUAACUAGAGAGCUUCUGUGAUCUACAAAGGGUGAAGACAGAGAGGGAGUAAGAGGAGGUACCCUGUGUAUUUCCCAGCCGCGCUCUCCCCAAGAGGAGGCCGCCGGCAGCCCCUCUCUGAUCCCCCCCCCAAUCUCCCUCCAGCGCAGCACACCAAGGAAUGAUGAAAAAAAAUAAUUCUGCAAAAAGGGGGCAACAGGAUGGAAACCAGCAAUCUGUGCAGCCAGAGAAGGUCGGCUGGGUGCGGAAAUUUUGCGGGAAAGGCAUUUUUAGGGAAAUCUGGAAAAACCGUUAUGUGGUUUUGAAGGGAGAUCAGCUUUACAUCUCAGAGAAGGAGGUAAAAGAUGAAAAAAACAUACAGGAAAUGUUCGACCUGAGUGAUUAUGAGAAAUGUGAAGAGCUCAGGAAGUCCAAAAGCAGAAGCAAAAAGAACCACAGCAAAUUUACCCUUGCCCACUCCAGACAGCCUGGAAACACGGCACCAAAUCUGAUCUUCCUGGCUGUGAGUCCAGAAGAGAAAGAGUCCUGGAUUAAUGCCCUCAACUCUGCAAUCACACGUGCUAAAAACCGCAUCUUAGAUGAGGUUACUGUCGAAGAGGACAGCUACCUUGCCCACCCAACACGUGACAGAGCAAAAAUACAGCACUCCCGACGCCCUCCAACACGGGGACAUUUGAUGGCUGUGGCAUCUACCUCAACGUCUGAUGGCAUGCUGACACUCGACCUGAUCCAGGAGGAAGACGCCUCUCCAGAGGAUCACAGCACCUGCGAAGAGAGUUUCCGGGUGGAUCUGGAUAAGUCAGUGGCACAUCUAACUGCUGGCCGGCGCCGGUCAGACUCAGAGAACGUCAAGUCGUCAGAGAAACGCCAGACAGGGAGCCUCCCGAGACGGGAGGUAACCUCAUGGGACAGAUCUGGGCAGCGCAAUGACUCCUUUGACAAAGGGACCAUGUACACACCACAGGUCCCCAAAAAGCUCUCGCACUCAGAAAAGAAUAAAUGUGCCUCCAUGGAAGAAAUUCUGUCUCGACGGGACUCUUCCACGCACCGGGCGGUGCUGAGAAGGGGGCUGGAGGCUCAGUUUGCCUCAGCAGAACCAGAGCAGCUGUCCCGGAUACAAGAACUGGUUGCACUGAAACUGGAAAAAACUCAGGAACUGCUGACAGAGGUGAAGGGCUACGGGGAAGGCAAGAGAAAGACCAAGGAUUCCAACACCAGCACCACCACCACCACCUCUUCUUCCUCAUCAUCUUCCAAGUCGGACUCUGAAAGGAUCCUGCAGGAAUCUGAGAGGUUGCUGGGGGAGGCUUCCUCCACCUGGAGCCAAGCCAAGAGGGUGCUGCAGGAGAUCAAAGAGUUGAGGGACCUGUACAAACAGUUUGAACUGCAGCAGUCGGACUCAAAACCCAAACAGAGCUCACAGUCUCAGUACAGGAAGAGUAUGAUGUGAAGGCAAGCCUUGGGAUUGGGAGGGAGGGACAGGGGAGGGCGGCCAUUUGGUCUUUUUUUUAAUUAUUAUUAUUUACAGUGUUCAAAAGAGUGAAAAGGUGCCUGUUCUCACCCAAAUUUGCUUCUCAAAGCUUGAACCCUUCCUUUCCUCCAUCACAUCCCCUGACGAAACAACCCUGUGUUCCGAUAAAUUCAGUUACAGUUUAUA